Messenger RNA from Aureobasidium namibiae CBS 147.97, 1233 nucleotides. RefSeq names its product DnaJ-domain-containing protein. Gene Ontology annotation, molecular function: Hsp70 protein binding. The coding region runs from base 1 to 1233 and encodes 410 amino acids. Gene Ontology annotation, cellular component: cytoplasm. The transcript is spliced from 3 exons. Gene Ontology annotation, biological process: protein refolding. The record is from RefSeq and is a predicted model, not a curated record. Lineage: Eukaryota; Fungi; Ascomycota; Dothideomycetes; Dothideales; Saccotheciaceae.
AUGUUGUUCAAAUUUGCAUGGCUCCUGCUGUGCGUGCUGCCACUGGUGGCACUCUGCGCAGAGGACUACUACAAGCUACUCGGCAUUGAAAGGGAUGCAUCAGAACGCGAGCUCAAGAAGGCAUACCGAACGCUGAGCAAGAAAUAUCACCCAGACAAGAACCCUGGUGACGAGACAGCACAAAAGAAAUUCGUCGAAGUCGCCGAAGCCUACGAAGCCCUCUCCGAAGCCGAAACCCGCAAAAUCUACGAUCAGUACGGCCACGAAGGCCUCAAACAACACAAGGAAGGAGGUCACCGUCAAGGAGGCAACCCCUUCGACCUCUUCUCUCGCUUCUUUGGCGGCGGUGGCCAUUUCGGUCACGCUCCCGGUCAACGCAGAGGCCCCAACAUGGAAGUCCGAGUCGCGGUUCCCCUCCGCGAUUUCUACAACGGCGCCGAACAUGAGAUUCAACUCGAGAAACAGGCCAUCUGCUCCAAAUGCGAGGGCUCGGGCUCCGAAGAUGGCAAGACCGAAACAUGCAACAAGUGCAAGGGCCACGGUAUGAUCAUCCAAAAGGCCCAACUCGCGCCAGGCAUCUUCCAACAGAUGCAAAUGCAAUGCGAUCACUGCGGAGGAAAAGGCACCACCAUCCAACACAAAUGCAAAACCUGCAGCGGCUCCCGCCACGUCAGAGAAGUCGAAAUCUUCACCGUCAACAUCGAAAAGGGCAUGCCCAAAGGCGCAAGAAUCAACUACGAAAACGAAGGCGACGAGAGCCCGGAUUACAUUGCCGGAGACCUCAUCGUGCAGGUCAUUGAAAAAGAGCCGGAACUGGGCAACGGGAAUGAAAAGCACGAUCGCACGGAUGGCACCUUCUUCCGUCGCAAGGGCAAUGAUUUGUUCUGGCGUGAAGUGUUGAGUCUACGGGAAGCGUGGUUGGGCGACUGGACUCGCAACCUCACACAUCUGGACGGCCAUGUCGUCCAACUCUCACGCAAACGCGGCCAAGUGGUCCAACCCAACGCCGUGGAGGUACUCGCAAACGAAGGCAUGCCGGUAUGGCGCCACGAAGAAGGCCCAGAAUUUGGAAACUUGCACGUCGAGUAUGUGGUUGUGUUGCCAGACCAAAUGGACAAGAGCAUGGAGAAGGAAGCUUGGAGUAUGUGGGACAAGUGGAGGAGCAAGAAGGGCGUUGAUUUGCAAAAGGAUGCUGGCAGACCGGCGGCUCCAGCUGGACAUGAUGAGCUGUAG